Fusarium verticillioides 7600 is the source of this 3015-nucleotide messenger RNA. RefSeq lists its product as hypothetical. The coding region runs from base 441 to 2660 and encodes 739 amino acids. The record is from RefSeq and is a predicted model, not a curated record. Lineage: Eukaryota; Fungi; Ascomycota; Sordariomycetes; Hypocreales; Nectriaceae. The transcript has a single exon.
GUAAAGGGAGUUAGUUCAUGGUAGGUCGGCUCGGUAUCUCGAUGUUAGGUUGACCACCCUCCCACUCGGGGCAAUCAUAUUGUCGUUUCAUUCUCUCUCACACUUUCUGUCUUGUCUUCCUUUCCUUCUCUGUUUCUGUUUCUCUUGGUGUCUUUCCUUGUUUUGCGCCCUCUACAUUCUAUUGUCGUACCAUUAUUCACUCAUUCUCGUUUCCCAUCACGGUAGUUGGCCGUGAUAUCUACAUUCUCUUACCUUCAUUACAUUGGCAAGGUGACUGGAUCAUCCAUCUACAUGCAUAUUGUCAGAAAGUAGAUGGCCACGGGCCCUAUGUUAAGCUUUUCCUCAUUUAUCAGACUUUUUGCCUCUGUUCACGGUUGGGCCAGGCUCCAACUCCAGCUCUCACUAACAGCCACUGGCAUCGCGAACGCUUCUGGUCGAGGAUGUUAGCCCUCCGAACACGAGCUUUGUUCAACUUUUUAUUCGGAAGACAGUAUGCCGGCAUACCACGAGAAAUCGAUACCAACCAUACACACUCGCUCGAAGAACGAGCAUUAGUGGUGAUCACUCAGACGAAGAUGGAGUCUCGUUAUGUGGUCAUCCCCGAGCCUACCACCAUCGUGGUUACAUACCAUGUCCCAGUCAACGCUACAGAGAACACCGACAGCGUUGAAUUGCUGCCGGCUUCAACUGUGCCUGCUGCAGACCUGACAUCUGUUCCUGCAGCGGAUCCUGCUGCAGAUACCCCAGUGUUUGCAUCAUUGAUUGUACCUACAACGCAAGAGGUCGAGCCCGUUUCAACGACUGUACCUGCAGCUGGAGGAGAGGCAGCGCCUGAAACCAGUGACGCAAAUGUGAACGAGACGACGACAGUCCCCAUCGAGCCGAUUGCUCAGCCAACUUCUCAACCACCCCCACAGGAAACACCCCAAGAACCUCCAGUGGUUAAUGGCCCUGAACCGGUAACGACACCUGUUCAGCCAACCACUGAAGAGCUACCCAAGGGGACACCAGAAGAUGCUCGAUUGACAGACGGACCGGAUGCGGCAACAACACCCGUCCAGACAACGACCCCGCCGUCAUCUCAGGAGACACCACAGGAUGCCCGAUUAAUCGACGGACCAGACCCUGUAACGACUCCUGUUCAGGCGCCUAAGGAUACUCCAGAAAAUGCUCGACUCAUAAUCGAAACUAAGUCUUCAUCAUCAUCGUCCUUGUCCUCGUCUUCGACGUCUACUUCGGAGGUCCUCCUUUUUGAUACUGCAUCCUUCACCUUCACUGGUCCCCCAUCUCGGUCAACGACCCUCCAAACCCGAUCUGGGACCAGAGCUGCUUCCUCCGCUACUGAGACUACUGAAGCAUCUGAUAGUUUCGUUUUCGAUGACGGUGAGACGAGCGCUGACGGGGCUGCGCCAGCACUUAGUACAGCAACUCUAGCCGACGGAGGCCUUACGACCAUUGGCCUCGAUGCUACUGCUGGAAGCGACCAUGCCUCGAAGACCGAAAGUCCCGAUUCAACUGUCAAAAAGGACCCUGACAAUGCAGGCCCAACUCCGGUCGUUGUAGGCAGUAUUGUCGGUUCCAUCGUGGGAUUGUCCUUCCUGGCACUCGCCAUCUUUUGGCUCAUCAGGAGACGGAGACAGCAGCGUCGAAGGAGCACUCUUCUCACCCCGCUCGAUUUUCCUCAAAGCGGAUCUGGUAAGGAGAAGUACGAAAUCGACAAUAAUUCGCUCGGCCCAACGCCUCGCUCUGUCAAGGUUGCUGCCGCGAUGAGCGCCAAUGCCAAGAAGAUUGGUCAACGAUUCCGACAGUCCAUGAGCUCUUCGCACGUCGACAUGAGCCGAGGAAACUCUCAGUUCGGCGCCGAAAGCCACAGCGCGUCUACAAACCGCGCCCCUAGCCGAGGGAGUGCAGCUCCUGGGCAACAACAGGGAUGGUGGUCACGACUUAUUGAAGAAUCAAGCGUCGUGGAUCUGGCAGCAGCCCCCCCAGUGCCUGACGAUGGUCAUGAUGGAAGACGGACUCCUAGCCCCAACCCUUUCUCUGAUGCCAACAACAUUUCUGCAGCGUCUCAUGGGGACUCAUAUGGUCGCGGUAGCGUCUUGCCUCACGGUUCUCUUGUGCCACCCCCACUUGCCUCUGCUCGGCCUCAUUCUUUGGAUAACCCGUUUGCCGACGAGAGUUCCAGCUUGUCUCCCGACCCCAUGCAACCGCCACCGAUGGCCUAUAGAGAGCCAGUCGAUCAGAGGCAAGGCCCGACUAUGUCGCGGAACCUUACACCUCAAUCGACGGGUGACGGUGUGAGGCUAAGGCCACAGGAAGUUUGGCGCGGCAACGUUCACUCAAACCCCUUCGACUUGGAGCUCGAUGGCCGACACAUGUCUAGCAUGGGACACAUUCAAAAUAUGCCACGCUAUACUGCCGCCAGCUCCUUCUAUAGCACAAACCGCCAGACCGUCAGGCACUCUCGGGCUGAGAGUUACACUUCACGAUAUACCAGUGGAGUGAGCGACGUUAGCGAGUGGCCUCCUGUGCCUCCUCAACCACGUGUACCCAGUAUCUAUGGCCGAUAUGAUGGAUCUGACUUUCCCCCUUCACCUCGACACUCCCGAAGUGAGAGCGACGGCCAUAUCCUGAGACGGCAAACCGGCCAGGCGAUGUGAACCCUCAUAGCAGGGACACGGAAUUCACUUCGUUCCUCUCGACGGAGGACCAACAUAGUGGUUCGCCUGGGAUACUCAUUGGCUCGCUGUAAGACUUGAGAGGGAGUUUAAAACAGAAGAUGGAUAGAUGGUGUUGAUGUUUGAUGUCAGCGUUUAUGCUUAUGAUACCACAGAACUAGGCUUUUCUCCUUCUUUUGCUUUAGAAGAACGCACACUGCGUGAGGUGUCGCUAGAGUCAGAAUCAGAAAAGCUUGCUAUGCUCCGCCGAGACUUUAGUUUUAUACCACUAUUAAUACAAUGUGCUGUUCGUAUCACUGUGACUAUGCGCGUGAUUGUGCAGGCACUCUUUGGCAUU